Molecule: messenger RNA, 1127 nt
Organism: Botrytis byssoidea
Lineage: Eukaryota; Fungi; Ascomycota; Leotiomycetes; Helotiales; Sclerotiniaceae
Exons: 3
Coding region: 222-878 (218 amino acids)
Cellular component (GO): membrane
Source: RefSeq, a predicted model, not a curated record
CCUUCCCGCCCUUCGAAUGACGAGGGAGACAGGUAGGUACGAAGGGAUACAUAUUUGAGCAGACAAAUUUCCGUUCGAAUAUGAAAUUUCUGUACAUCGCUUCUCAAGAUUGUGUUUUCUUUUGCUACUACAUUGAUAUUCUAAUUCGUACACUUAUAACUUCAAAUAUUGUACUACGAGGAGCCUUCGAGUUGAAUUGAGCAUAUCAAGAAGUUUCCACAAUGGCUGUCACGAAUACCACUCAUAUUCCUGGUGCGAGGGGUGCUUUACUUGGACUUCGCAUUGCACAAUUGGCGCUUGCUGUUAUUAUACUUGCUAUGUCGUCUUAUGGAGUUUAUUGGAUUGUAUAUGAUGGAGACGCACUUACAUUGGCCUCGGCUGCUAUCUCGAUUGUCAUUUGUGUCUAUGUGAUAGUAGCAAGCACAGGCGCACCUGUCCUGUAUAACUACUGGGCUGUACUUGGACUGGAUAUUAUCGCCGUGAUACUUUGGGUUGUAUCAUUCCCGAUUCUCGCCUCGCAAAUCGCAAAUGCCGUUACUGUCCAAGAGACUUGCGACUCAUAUUACGAUUACUGCUACUACUACAAACACAAACGUGGAUUGAGCCUUGCGAAGCGUGCAGAGACCACUUGGGAGACAUAUAAGAGUGUGAUGAUUGCAACAUCUGCAUUGGGUGGUCUUGAGUUUGUCCUUUUUGCGAUUACCCUCAUCAUUCUCGGCAUUAAUCUUCAUCGACAUCGCAGUGCUGGAGGUCAUUGCCAACCUGGUGCUGCAGCUCCUAGACAUGUUGAUUUUGAAGAAAAACAACAACGUAACGUCGCUGUACCUGUGGAGCCAAGUCAACCUGAGGUUUAUAAUCCAACAGUCACCCACCACUAGAUGUACCUACGACCCUGGCAUACUCAGAGAGAAAUGGAGACAGAGGAAAGAGAGUCACGACUGGAAGGUGAUGGAUACGUUGAAAUGCGGUGUUUUGGUCAAGAUAUUUGAUGAUACCCGAAUAUUUCUUUCGUGUGUAUAGUGUUUUGGACGAAUAGGAAUAAUGAGGCUGAACUAGAGUUAGAGAUUAAGGAUUGAGAAUUGCAUGCAGUCUUCAACAGGACAAGGCAUUUUCCAUAUUGAUCAACU